AUGCCCUCCUUCCUCUCUGUUUCAUCCUUUGUGCUCGCUGCUUCCCUCAGCACCAUCACAUAUUUGACUUUCCUCCACCGUUGUCUCAAGAACCGAAUCCACCAUGAGACGCAUUGCGGUACACUCUCCAAAUCGGUUUCUUCCACCAUAUCCACGAUUCCCUCCGAAGUUUACACACCAGAAUACUAUGCUCUCCACGAUCGGGCUAACCGCCGGGUGCCUCGCCAGCUGCUUCCCCGCCAGAAAGACGCUGAAAUCCUGACCAUUCUCUUGCGUCGCAACAUGACAGCUUUCGCACACUUUCCUCAGUGCUAUAUGUUGUGGCUGAUCAGCCCAGCCACAAAACGCCCAACGUUUCAUACGUCACAUAUUGAUUCGCUGGAUUUCAACAAGGGCGAUGUUAUCUGCGGAAUCUACAGUGUCCUAGACCGAACCGCGAACAAAGUCGAGUUCGGAAUGACUUACAAAGGGGUGGAUGGGCGAUUGGUGAUUCGGUUCUGGGAUGAGGACAAGGACGUUGUUUUCGCCAGUGAAACUGCGAUGUGGACAAAGGCGGAUGGAACAGAGCGCGCCACAAUGCCACUUGAAAACCCCGUGCUUCGGUUCUUUCAUGAACUGGCCGCAUGGUGGCUGUUAGAUUCCGGAGUCAAAUAUUUGACGGACUUGGAUGCAGAAUUGGAGGAUGAUUGA
Molecule: messenger RNA, 690 nt
Organism: Aspergillus luchuensis
Lineage: Eukaryota; Fungi; Ascomycota; Eurotiomycetes; Eurotiales; Aspergillaceae
Exons: 1
Coding region: 1-690 (229 amino acids)
Source: RefSeq, a predicted model, not a curated record